CCCUCCCCGCGCGGACAUUUGAAAAUAGCUUUGUGAAGAGCAGAGACAGUUUCCGGCGUGAGGGGAAAAGAAACAUAUACAGACAUGGCGCCCAGAAAAAGGACCACCAAACAACGGAAAAACAACCCCAGAACGGCCAAAAUGGAGGCUUUCCUGGAGGAUUUCGACAGUGCAGUAAAGACCAGAGUUGGACAGAUGAACGAGAAGUUCAACCAGCUACUGAAAGAUGUGGACAACAGCUACAACAUGGCUCUAAUUAAGCUUCCCAAGGCGGUCCGACAGACAAACUGGAUGGAGUUUUUCAUGUCUGAGAAACCCAAGUCACCAGAAGUGGAUAAUAUAAAGAGACGAGAGGAAGCUGCCGUCGUUAACAGCGUUGUGGCCGAGGACCACGCCGUCCUUCUGAAAUCAGUCAAGAAAACAUCAAAGAAAAAGGGCGGAGCCAAAUCCUGCUCCGGGGACGAAAUCCUCCCGAGCAACAUGAGGAAGGGAAAGGCAACGAGGAAACCGCCGACGACAUCUAAACGGGCAAAGGCGCUGGCCGCCAGCAUGCAGAACUCCUCCAUCAGGCGAUCGAGCAGGAAGAUGAUGGUCACCCCCGCCAGGAGCAUGCUGGACGCCUCUCUGAUGAUGGGCCCCACUCCCCUCAUCACGCCGCGCUUCGACCCGAGACUUCCCAAGACCCCCGCUGUGAGGAAACCCCGCCACAAAGAGAGGGUGUUCAGCAUCUCGGUCAACGGCUCUCCCAUCGCCUCAGGAAAUGAGGACAUCGUCAUCAACGUGCCCAUCGGCAACGGAGAGAGCGUCCAGCUGCUGGCCAGCCAGAUGGACUCGGUGGACCUGUCUCUGCUGGAUGAAAAGGCUCUGCGGAGCAUCUGGCUGCUAAAGAAUCGCCUCACAACCCUGUGUGGAACCGCAGAGUGACCCAACAACCGUCUGUCAACUUGUACAUUACCUUUUAUAUGAUAUUUUAUUCAUUUACUGUUGUAAGACCAUCUAGUAGCUGUUUUACUUGCCUCACCGUUCGUUUUUAAAUGUGUAUUUGGGCUUUAUCCUUCAUGGGGUUAUACUGUUGAUCUCUUUUUCAGUGCUUUUUCUAAAUUUGGAUUUUAUUUGUCCUUCAAGCCUUGUGAGACGCUUAACUCUGCAACUAUGGUUUUACUGCUCAUAAGUACCCUCUAAUCUUCCACUUGUAUUCGUGCAAAAUAUUUUGUCAUUGUUGAGUACACAACCCUCCUUGUACAUAGAUCAAUCUUUGUCUGCAAAAAACAAUAAAAGAUUUAGCCCAUU
Pseudoliparis swirei is the source of this 1290-nucleotide messenger RNA. RefSeq names its product cell division cycle associated 8 (gene cdca8). The transcript has 11 exons. Lineage: Eukaryota; Metazoa; Chordata; Actinopteri; Perciformes; Liparidae. Gene Ontology annotation, cellular component: chromosome passenger complex; chromosome, centromeric region; spindle midzone. Gene Ontology annotation, biological process: mitotic sister chromatid segregation. Bases 85 to 924 code for a protein of 279 amino acids. The record is from RefSeq and is a predicted model, not a curated record.